Messenger RNA from Thamnophis elegans (Western terrestrial garter snake), 6892 nucleotides. It is a transcript of the gene CBX7, whose product is annotated as chromobox 7. Gene Ontology annotation, cellular component: PRC1 complex. The transcript has 6 exons. The record is from RefSeq and is a predicted model, not a curated record. Gene Ontology annotation, biological process: negative regulation of transcription by RNA polymerase II. NCBI's taxonomy places the organism in Eukaryota, Metazoa, Chordata, Lepidosauria, Squamata, Natricidae. Bases 312 to 1058 code for a protein of 248 amino acids.
UUCCUUGGGGGUGGAGCACGCCGCUCGAGCAGGUCUAAAGCAGGAGCGGUUUCCGUGCACCCGGCUCCUCUUGACAAACUAGCGCUGGCCAGAAGGGGAGGGCGGGGGCUCGCUCGCUCUUCUCUCGCGCGCGCUUGGGAAAAUGUUACGCAGGUUCUAAAAUGGAACGUUAGCGGCGGCGUGAUUGAGCUCUGGAGUUGGAGGGGGGGCGGCGGAGUAAGUAAGAGCGAGACCAAACAGCGAUAGCCGGCGCGCAGUUGGAUACUUCCCCUCAAUCUGCGAGCAGCCGCCACCUCCUUCUUCCUCCCUGUAUGGAGCUUUCCGCUAUUGGGGAGCAGGUGUUUGCUGUGGAGAGCAUCAGGAAGAAGCGCGUAAGAAAGGGUAAGGUGGAAUAUCUGGUGAAAUGGAAAGGAUGGCCCCCCAAGUACAGCACAUGGGAACCUGAGGAACACAUUCUUGAUCCUCGUCUGGUGAUGGCUUAUGAAGAAAAGGAAGAACGAGAGCGUGCCUCAGGUUACAGAAAGAGAGGUCCCAAACCUAAGCGCCUGUUGCUGCAGAGACUAUAUAGCAUGGACCUGAGGAGUGCCCACAAAGGGAAAGAGAAACUCUGCUUUUCUCUAUCCCGGAGGUUUGGGGGAGGAGGAAACAACUUGGCAGGGGCCAAGGGAGGGCAGACAGAACUGUCUGAGAAGAGCGGGGGAGCGGUCCUGCCCUUUCCUCUUCGGAAACAGAGCAAGAACCAGAAGUACCUACGCCUUUCACGGAAGAAGUUCACCCGCAUGUCAAGCCUGGAGAAUCGGAAUCGUCGCCGAGAGUUCUUCUUGAAGGAGCCUGUGGUCCUGGAGGACAGGCAGCCACCCAGUGACUGGGAUGAUGCAACACAACCUGCUAGCAAGGAAGUGGGCCCAGAGGCAGCAGAAGGGCCAUUUUCCUGGAGCCCUGCAUUGCCCCCAAAUGAAGUGACAGUUACAGAUAUCACCGCAAACUCCAUUACCGUGACUUUCAGAGAAGCUCAGAUGGCAGAAGGCUUCUUCCGAGACCGGAGCAUCCAGUUCUAAAUCUACUGUUUGUUAAUUUUUCUUUCUCUCUCUUGGUCUUUCCUCAUUAAGGGAUUUUUUGAGUUUGAGUUAUUCCUGCAUUCCCAAUCAGGUUUCAUUACAAUUUCAAUGAUACUAUUUAGAAAAAGAGAAUGCAGGGGAAAAACAUCCCUUUACAAAUGUUUACAGAGUUGUUUAAUUUUUUUUGGACAAAUGAUCAUGCUGAUAUUCUUUUCGGUUAUAUUCACCUUUCAAAUACACAAAGCGAUGGUAAAGCAGUGUGAGGAUUACCUGUGCUUUUCCCUCUUCAUUUGUUACUAUAGAUAGAAAAAAGAGUGUAUAGGUAUAUUACUUGUCUGUUGUUGCUUUGUCUGUCUGGGAAACUGAAGCUUUUUUCACUGGCAAAGAUACUUAUUCAUGGUGCAUUGUGAAAAAAUGUCUAUUUCUUAGUUAUGGCAUAUACCUUCUGCACUCAAAAGUUAAGGGCUCAGUGUCUGAAAUAGGAAAGAGGCCAAAUAUAAAUAUCCAUGGCCUCUUCCAAGUUAAGUGGACUUCUCUAGGUCAAACUGCUUCCCUGAUCUGCUUCCCUCCAGGUGCAUCUAUAAAAACAUUACACACACACACACACACCCUUUUUCUUUUGGGUGUCUGCCUCUCAGUUCUUAAUGCUUUUUCAUUUACUAGUAGUGUUGAUGAUGGGGCUUGCUGCCAUCCACAGCGCUUCCAGAGAUGCUAUAAUUUAGAGAAGCAACUACAGCUGGUAUACUGGCUUUCAGGUUUGGGCUUCCAAAGAAUUGUGUUGAUUUUUUUCCUUGCUUGUGGUUUAUUAGUAACAGGAACACAAGAAAAAGGUAUUGCUAUAAUCAGGCAUACCGGUAUAAGAGAAGCCUAGCUUGUUACUUAUCUGAUGAGAUAAGCCCAGUAGUCUUUUGCUAGGAAGCCUGCAGCUUUUCAGCAGAAUAGGAAUUCCUCAAUAGUUAUCACUGGCAGCCUUCCAGUAUAUAGUCAUAAACAUGUUUCCAUGUGUCCUUGAGAAUGAAGAUGGCUUGGAUGGAAUUGUUGCACAGCCCAAAAAUUCUGAUUUACUUCAGAUGCCUUUGUAAUAUGCAAUAGGGGGGCUUAAUUUCUACUUAGAUAUAUAGUGAGUUCUUGAUAUAUGAAAUUUGAAUUGCUUAUUGGAAACUCAGGCUUAUAUCCAUUUACAGGUUUGUAGAUGGAUGUAGAGAGUAGACAUGCUUUAGCAUACAUGCAUUGUUGAUUUCUGGUACACCAAACAUAGCCUAAGAAGAAAAGGUACAGCCAGUUUCUAAAAUAAAAAAUUGAGCCCAAGAACUUCACUCCUUCAAUUAGUUUUAUAUAUGUUUCUUGUUCCCUAUGCAGUAAAUUACCUGACACACACACAAGGAAUUGUCCAGUGUAUUUAACUUUUAAAUAGAUAAAUAAUUGGGAGAUUUUUCUUGAAACCAGGUUCUGUUUUAGGCAAGCCAGACUGGAUAUCUGGUUGUCAGUUUGAUACUAUUAAGAUAUGUACACUUAAAAGGAAAUUUGGACUCUGUGUAACUGUGUGCAUGAAACAAUACUUUGCUAGGCUUGAAAUGGCUUGAGGAACACUGCAUUGACAUUCCGUUCUUACUCAAGUAGAGGGGGAACUUCAUGCAACUACAUUAUCGGAAUAUUGCAUGAGUUAAAAGUGGAAGUAGUUGAUGGAGUGAAGAAUGUUUUAGUAGAGAAAUUAUUACCAGUUUUGUUUAGAAAUUUAAUCAGAAGUGGCCUAUUGACACUGAUUUUAUUGUGCUAACUGAUCCAAUAUAGGAUCAGAAAUACUAGAGCAGAGAAAUGGAUUGAAAGAUAAGGAUGAGACAAAAAUCUAUUUUUAUUAAUUUGUUCUUUAAUGGACACUAUUUGAUUUCUUCCUCAUGUUGAUAUACUUCUGUAUAUUUUUCUGUACAAAACAUUUUAUGAAGAUCUCUGCCAGGAGAAGCUUGCAGUUAUAUAUGACUCUGUCUUGCACUUUAGUACCUUGAAAUUUGUGCUGGACUUCUUUGUGAAUGCUUUGUUUUGUUUUACAGAAACUGUUGUAACUAUAAAUUGUAUAGCUUUAGCAUAUGUUCUUGUGAAUACGUGCUUCUUUUAAGUUUGCUUGAACAGAUGAACUCUAGAAAAUAAUUUUCCUAUGGAAAGUGACAAUGGAAUGGUAGAAGGUAGAACUGCAGUCCAAACACUAGUUUUUGAAGAAUUUAAGUCAGCUGAAAGGAAGAUGUCUUGCUUUACUAAAAAAAAAAAAAGAGAGAGAGAGUAAGGAUUGAAAGGAAAAAACCAAUGUGUAUAGCAUGUUCUAAUGCAUCUUUUGAUCAUUUCUGAUUUGUUUACUGUUCUCCACUUUUAUCCCACAAAAAUACUUUUUCCCUUUGACUGAUUAAAGUCUUUAUUAAUUCAGAGAUUUAUAAAAAUAGAAAUGUUAAAAUCAUGUGAGGCUUCUACAACUAGUCUUCCAUCAAGGCUUUUACUACCAAACUGAUGUCAAAUUCUGGAAGGGUAAUUUGGACCAAGUUGUUGCUUGCCAAUUCAAAGAAGCUAUUUGUUGAUACUCAAUGCAACAGCUGCUGGUUUUUCUCUUUCUCGGAAGUUUUAAAGGAAGAGGUGUCAUUAUGGGUCAGAAGGUGUAAAUUGGGAUAGUUUCACAUUAUUUCACACUGACAAAAGAAGAUUGAUUUCUUGAAAGUGGGGAAGGAAUAUAUUCAAUUCCCACCUUUCUGAACUAUUCUAGCCUCCUUUAUUCUACAUUAGAUUGCAGGCAGCAUUAACAUAAUAAGAGCCCAAUUCUUCUGAGCUUUUAAUAUGAGUCCCAGAGAAAAUAUGAAAGCUAUGCUUUCCCCAAAGAGUUUAGGCAAUGAAUCAUGGCUUAGCAUGAUAAACAAGCUCCAUUUGUAUGUUAUGUGAGUGAAGCUGGAAACUGAAAUUAAUAAAACAUGAUCACCUUCAACUCAAACUUAUCAUGUGAUGAUGGCAUAAAUUUAUUAUAGAUUUAAUGACUUAAGGGAAUAAAUAUAGUAAUUUUGGUAAAUAUGCAGUUGCUAAGGAAUGGUCUUUGUUCAAAAGAGAAGAAGAUGCAGUUUAAUUCAUGUUACAUUGCUUAAAAUGCACCAUUUCCUCCAAUAAGAAAAGUUGAGUAUAAGUUGAGUUUAAGAUGAUCUUCAAGAAGAGCAUUGUCAUAUGUAUGUGUAUGAUUAAUGAAUAUACAUUUCAUACUAUAUCAUUAUAUUGUACAUUACAUUGGUAAUGUUUUUUUUGUUUUGUUUCUAAGACAUGUAGAAAAUUUGUAGCUUCUCAGUUUCUAGUUAACAUUUUGCUAUACUAUUCAGAAUUAGAUGCAUUGCUUCAGCAAAAUGUAGCAUUAUUAUGGCUGUAGGUUUUUUGAUCCUUUAGUUUCUCCCAUUUAAAAAAUAUGCCAAAGUGAUUAGUAUAGUACCAACAUUUUUAAAGUUGUUCAGUGGUCACAAAGUUAGUUCAAGUCCAGUUUGAGAUCUAAUCCUAUUACUGUACAUUUUUUCCUGUUUAAUAAUUCCUAUAUGCAUAGAUAGUUGAGCUGUUCAUAUUUUUGGUGUGCAUGUAUUUUAUGUGAGAAAGAAUAUGUAGAGAAAGGGCCUUUUUUAAUUUGCUGCAGCUAAGAUGUAUAUAUGCUACUUGUGCAUAUGCUGUAAUGCCUUGUGCCAAAGAGAAGGUAAGAUCAUUUGAUGUUUCAUGUUUGUAUUUUCAGCAUGAUUUGGAAAAGUAACCUCUUAAGAUAGAUAACAACAGAGAUAUGAAUAAAUGUUAAAAAAAGGGAGAAAGAGAGAUGAAGUUCUGUAUUAAGGAAAUAUAACAUAAAUGUACAAUUUGAUAUCCUCCAGUAAAAUAGUACCUUAAUAGAUGCUGUUCCUUACGAAAAAGAUUCUUUUCCUUAAACCACUGAAGGAUUAAAGAAAACAAUUGCAAUAGUUAUGAAGAUUACUAUAGGUUAUUGUAUAAUUAUGUUGAUGUUUCUUGAUGUGCAGAUUGAUGAUGAAAUAGAAGCAGCUGUAAUGACUAUACAAUCAUUUUUGUUUGAUGAGCUUGGGUUGUCAGUUGCACAAGACCGUAUGGCAUUCUUUAAGACAUGUUAGGAAAUAUGAACUUGUUAAAAAAUGUUGACAUGUACUAGGUUUUCCUUUCCAUUAAUAGGAAACUUUCUUGAAAGAGACAGCCCCCUAAUAUGAAAAAUCUAAUAUAAAAAGGCAAAUUCUCAUCACCUCCUGGAACUAAACAUUAAAUAUGUACAGUUUUAAAGCAGAUUUGAAGAAUCCUGAAAAGUUUAUAAUUUCAGACCCAUAUAGAUAUUGGGCUAUAGUCCUAGUCUAAAGUUUAACAAUGAGCAUAAUUUAUUGAAGGAAGAGAAAUUUUAAUAUAUCAAAAUUACAUAUUUUAAUUGGCCCAACUAAACUUCACAGACACCCUCAGUGGGAAGAGAUACGAAGUAUAUUUGCACUAAUGAUUUUAUUUGGCUGUAAUGUAGUGUGUCUGUACAUCUGACAACCAAUUUGCAGGUUUGUAUUAUGGCAAAACCAAUCUAAAAUACACAAAAGUUGAUACAAAGGAUGCAGUCCUAUGCAUCUUAGUGGGAGUAAAUACUAGUGAGCACAUUGAUGCUUCCUUCUGAAUGUAGGAUUGCACUGUAAAUGCUUAUUUCGAUAUAUUUAGGAAUGGCAUUAUUAAGACAAAAAGUUAGCCAUUGUAGACCCCAGGUUGCUGUUCUUUUAUAAAUUGUAAUUAGUCUUUCAGACCUAAUUGCACAGUAGGUUCCCCAUUUCAGAAAAAAAAGAAUGACUGUUCUUUGGAACAAUUCCAAAUUUCCCUUGAACUCAAAAAACUUUCCAGAUACCAGCAAUAAGUUGUUUCUGAUAGAUUCCUCCAGCUUUGUGUGCACUACUCAAACGCAGCCUUGUGACACUCUUCCAUUUAUGUCUGUAUAUAUGAUGUAUAUUUUAAUGCAUAUUUUUCAAAGUUCACCUUUCCCUAACAAAUUGCACUUUAAUAACUUAGAGAUGUGGGUCUGCAUCCAGCUAUUUUAUGGGAUAUAAACAGCAGCUUUUUCUUAAUGGCUGUUACAGUCUUUCAUUAGUAAACCUUUUUUUAAAAGUGUGGUCAGAAAUACCACAAAAUCGAAAAAAUUAAAAAAUCAAAAGAGGGCAUUAUUAUUGUCUACUGAACUUAGAAAACAUGUUAGUGCCAAGAACAUCCCAUUUGAGAGGGUUUGCGCUGUGUUCUUGUUGUUUGCACUGCUUGAUGUGUCAGAGUGACUGCCUGAAUUAAUUGCUUAUUCCUAUAGUCUUUUCUUUGGGAUAGAUACGGCAAUGUAUUUGAUGGAUGGGAGAAAAACAGGCCAGGUGUGUUGUUUUAUUUUUCUGUGUAUUAUUUUGGGAGGAGAGGUUAAUCCCCCAUUAAUGGCAUGGUACUCGAGUUGAUAUUUUCCUGACCCCAGUGCCCAAGUUACCUUUGCACACAAAAGCUUCCUUUGCACAGAAUGAGCUUCUUGGGAUUUUUGUACAGACUAAUUGAAUGUAUUGGAAAGGGAAGGGUUCAGGGAACAAAUUCCAAACAAAAAUUUAAAAAUGUAGAAAUUGCAGUUUUAAUGCCUUUUUGUGAGUGUUUGCUGCGCAACAGAGAUUGUAACACAAACAAGGAGGAGAGAACGAAUUUUAAUGGAUGCAAUGUGUGGCUUUAUUUUUGUACUGAUGAUGGUUAAAAGACUGUACAUCUAUUUAUUUAGAUGAUUUAUGUGGUAAAUGUUGCAAAUAAGGCUAUCUAAGAGCAUUAAAUGAGAACUGACAUUUAGCUAA